This is a messenger RNA of Mesorhabditis belari, 1242 nucleotides long. Lineage: Eukaryota; Metazoa; Nematoda; Chromadorea; Rhabditida; Rhabditidae. The record is from the annotation of a GenBank genome assembly.
AUGAAAACACAAGCUUCUCGAAAGUUUUCACUGGACAUUUUGCCACAAAUUCUCCAACGUUCUGUGAUUGAUUGUGUCGAAAUCGAUGAGAGAAAGCAACUACUCAAAGUCUCCAAAGCCCUCCGCUCCCUUGUGCUCUACUAUGGUGGGUUUCCCCGAAAAAUCGACAAACUUUUUCUGAAAGUUCUCGAAGUGCAAGAUGAUGAAUUACAACUGAAUAUCGAAGUCAACGAGCAAACUUUUGAAUCCGAAUUGAAAAUUUGGACUCAAAACACUGAAUCUGACGGCGAGGCCGAAGAAGAGAAUUUGCCCCUCAGUCAAUCUGAGAAAAACGACGAUCCCUUGGAAAAUCCCGUCAAAUAUCCAAUUUGGAAUCAAAAAUUUGGGCAAAACAUUGCCGCAGUUGAAGUGAUGAACAUCAUUGUUCGAGCACCGGUCAGCGAGGAGAAGAUUGCCGAAUUUUUUCACUCAUUUGGCGCCAAAAUCCGCUUUGUUUCCGAGUAUUCGGUGCUAGUCGACGAUUUCCGGAAGCUCUCCGUUUUGAUCAAGAAUUUUCAUCCCGAAAUCACUGAAACAUUCGAUCUGAACUUUUUCGAUCUGGAAACGUGGGAAACGGAUGAGUGUGGACAGGGAGAAGCUUUUGAGUUAUUAUACGAAAAACAGCUGGCCAAAUGUGUGCGAAUUUGUGCAUUCGGUGCACCGAUUUCAUUGUUGACGAAGCUACGAAAAAGCCAUUUGACACUCGUGACACUUCGAGUGAAAGAAGAGGACCUCAGAGAGAACUCUCGUUUUCUCCUCGACAUCGAGAUUCCCAGUUAUCAAGAAACGGCGGCGAUACUCUUUCACGCAGAAAGUGUGACUUUAGUGAAAUGGAAGGAGGAGCUAAUGGAAAAUUUUGUGCAAACGGGAAAGUUGGAAGUGAUCGACGGAGAGCUGAAAGAACGGAUUGCCGAUGAAGUGGUGGUGCCAUUUUUGAGACAUAUUGGCGAGCAUGACCUGGUAGAGACUAUGGGGGUGGAAGAAGAAGACGAAGAAGAAGAAGAAGGAAAAGAUGGAGAAGAGGAAGGGAAAGAACAAACGAAGAAGGAAGAAGAAGACGGAGAAUCUGAAGAAAAGAAGGAAAAAUGGUAUUUGUGUCGGCAAUCACCACUCACUCCAGAUGGAAAAGAAGUCAUCUAUGGUGUGUUCGAGUUCGAGAAUUUCCUAUAUUUGCUGAAGGCACGCUUCGAGGAAUCGCUCUCU